Brassica oleracea var. oleracea is the source of this 515-nucleotide messenger RNA. RefSeq lists its product as uncharacterized. Lineage: Eukaryota; Viridiplantae; Streptophyta; Magnoliopsida; Brassicales; Brassicaceae. The transcript has a single exon. The record is from RefSeq and is a predicted model, not a curated record. Bases 69 to 383 code for a protein of 104 amino acids.
GCGACGAAUGACGUUAUUUAAGAUAUUUCUUGAAGCGGGGGGACCAAAGGUUUCAGCUUGAGAAGACGAUGAAGAUUCUUCCUGGUGGCGGGGCUGAUGAAAGUAAAAUACGCAUUGAACAACCAGAGGACAUGUCGUCUCACCCAGAGGUGGGUUCAUUUACGGGUGGAGUUAGUGCUAAGGGCUUUGGAAGUGAGAUAUCCGUGAUGUCGUUUGAUAGUGAGACGCUUCAGAGAUACGCUACUAUCAGAUCAAGAGAAGCAGUUGGGAUCAUUGAGAAGCACACCGAGGCGUCGUUUGGUAAGCCUGAGAUUGUAAGCACACCGCAAGGCACGGGGUAUUCACCCAAGGAUGAGCAGAUAAAGAUCAGCUUUGUGGAAUGAAGAGGCUUGUCUUGGAGGCUGUGACUUUUUUUGGGUCGUUUCUUUGGGAUGUUGAGAGUCAUGUAGAUGUUAGGUACCAGUUUGUAUUGAACUAGAAAAAUGGUCUGUAAUGCAAAUGACUAACUUAUGUAA